AUGGAGGUCGCCUCAUCAGAGGCAUCAAAUGGCGUGUCAGCGCCAGAGUCAACCACUUCGGUGGAUUCAGGCGCUAUCGUCCAGUACCUGACAGAGGUGCUCCAAGUGACACUUGGUGCUUCAAAGUCUGAGCUGCAAGGUGCUGGGAGCUUGCUAUCAGAAGCCAGGCUCGAUGACACGGUACAGAGAUGUACGCGAUUCGCAUCAGAGUCUCAAGUUGCACUCUAUGUGCAGAAGGACAUUGUAGCCGAAGAGACAAAUGGCGAGAGUGAAGGUCUUAAUGCGACCAUACGAUAUGUCUACAGUCUAUCUUCCGAGAUAUCUUCAACCUCUACAACCGCGUCGUCCGUAGCAUUCAUCAAACGCCCUGCCCCCAUCGAUCCGGCUCUUUCCAUAGCUUCGCAAAUCCAGGUUAUGAAUUUGCCCGGUUUAGCUUCUCCCCAAAAUUCCCAGACGCAACAGGGAACUUCCAUGUCGCCCUAUCAAUGUUUACAACUACUCCUUCGUCAUGGUCUCAGUCCCUAUUUUGAAGCAUACACUCGUAACCAGGAAACGACUACUGGAACGAAGCCACGAGCAGAUACCGAGGCGAAAACCGGUAUUCCAGGAACUAAAAAGAAGUUUGCAGAACUUGAACUGGGUCUCAUUAACCUUCAACAGAAUGUAGAGAUCCCGGCUUUGAAUCUUCCACUCCACGAGGUAGUUCAGGCUGCCUUGAAAGAGGCCGAGGUAAAGGGGAUCAGACCCUCUGUUGAGCUGAUUCCUGCGUCAGUAUUGGAUAGCAGCGCGUUCACGAACAGCAUCCAGAAUACCGUGAAUGGCUGGAUUCGUUCCAUACAGACUAUCACUAAGAUGUCUCGAGACCCGGACAGUGAAUCGGCUUCGCCAGAAGUGAAUUUCUGGCUGUCAAUGGAGUCUGCCCUAGAGGGUAUUGAGGCUCAGUUGCAAAGCGAUGGAGUCCGAUUGACCAUGGAUAUUCUGCGCCAUGCGAAGCGGUAUCAGCCGACUCUCAGUUUUGUAGCAGACACUGGACUGAAAGAUGCCACUGAAUUAGUUCAAAAAUACAAUCAGCUUAUGCGUGAUUUCCCAUUGGAUGAGCUUCUCUCUGCAACUUCUCUACAAAAGGUUCAGGAGUCAUUGGGCUUGAUAUUCAACCACCUGAACAAGAAGUUGAAGAUUUGCCCUUACCCAAUCAAGCGUGCAUUGUCUCUAGUCGAGGCCAUCUCUGGUGACCUCGAUAAGAAGAUUCACGGCCUUAUUGAUGGUCGCAAAAUUCUUCAUCUAGACUACCGUGAGUUCCGGUCAUUGAUGAAGAUCACCCAGGCAAUCUGGCGUACCUGGGAUGAGAACCUAAAGGAAUUUACCAAUGUUGCCCGUGAAUCAACCAGACGUCGCAAUGAAAAAUUCAUCCCGAUCAAGAUCAGUGCCCGACACGACAAGACACGCGAGCGUCUGAAGUACAUUGACACUUUCCGAGUCAACCACGAGCAGCUUCAGAAGACGAUAAUAAACGUUCUCGGGUCAAAGAAAUCUUCGCCUACAGAGAAUAGCGCCGGCGUCGACUCUGACAGUGCCGUUAUCGUUGAAGAGAUCGGUGAUGUCGACGCUGUAGAAGAGGUUACCCACGCCUAUGCGGCUCUCAAAAACGUAGACGUGUUAGAUGUCUCUCCCGAAGGAUCACGUUCCUGGGAGGAGGCUGAGAUUGGCUACAGUGAGCGAACAUCUCGCGUUGAAAACUCAAUUAUUGCUCGCCUGCGCGAUCGUCUCGCGACAGCUAAGAAUGCAAAUGAGAUGUUUCGCGUAUUCUCCAAAUUCAACGCCCUUCUUAUUCGACCAAAGAUUCGUGGUGCCAUUGGAGAGUAUCAGACCCAGCUGAUUGACAAUGUCAAACGAGAUAUUUCCGCCCUUCAUGAGCGUUUCAAGCAGCAGUAUGGCCACUCUGAGGCUCAUGCUAUGGCUCAACUGCGGGAUCUUCCACCCGUUUCUGGCGCAAUUAUCUGGGCUCGGCAGAUCGAGCGACAAUUGGAUGGCUACAUGCGCAAGGUAGAAAAUGUGUUGGGAGAAGACUGGCACUUGCAUACCGAGGGACAGAAACUACAGGCCGAAGGUAAUUUGUUCCGCAAGAAGCUUGAUACCCGACCCGUGUUUGAAUCAUGGCUGUACGAUGUUCAACGACGCCAUAUCACGAUUUCUGGACGUCUGUUUAAUAUUGUGCGCAAUCGUGCAGCCGGCAAUGCUUUGGAGCUUACCGUCAACUUUGAUGCUCAAAUCAUUGCUCUGUUCAAGGAGGUCCGCAAUCUCAUUUGGCUGAACUUCCAAGUUCCUCAUGCCGUCAGCAACAUCUCCAAGGAGGCAAAGCGGGUUUACCCCUACGCUAUCAGUCUAAUGGAGAGUGUGCGAACUCUCUUGCAGACGAACCGAUCAAUUGCCACGAUGUCGGAUGUUGCCAUUCUUCUCAACGGAUAUGUCAACGAUUCUCAGUCCAUGGUCAUGAAGGGAAUUCCUCUGAGAUGGGAGUCAUUUGUUCAUUCCUAUGAGCUCCACGUGAAGCAAUCAGCCUUGUCGAAUGGCGCAAUUGAUACUUCAAUGCCGAGUCGUACCGAAAGCAAGCAUGUUCAGUUCGUCCGCGAAUUUGCCGGCUCAGCAUCUGUCCUGCAGGCAAAGGUUGCCGUUUUGUCGUCCAUCAACGAGAACAUUCAAAAAUCGAUUCACGAGCUCAAAACAUGUCCGUAUGACUCUGCGGCCUUCAAGCAGCGUCUGGAUACCAUUCAGGUUGCAGUGGAUAAACUCAACCUUGAGAACUACGUAAACCUUGGAUAUUGGGUGUCAGAGCUCAAUGGAAAGAUUGAGGUUAUUCUCCGAGAGCGACUUUACCGUGCUGUGCGCGAGUGGAUUAGCACUUUCAACCAGGCAGAUGACGAUCAGGUCUUUCAAUCACAUCUUGCCAACGGAGAGUCGGAAUCAUCCCAAUACACCAUUUCAUUCCCUGAACUAUUCCACGAAAUUUCCAUGAAGAACCAGGUUCUUCACCUUGAUCCGCCUCUGCAAUUUGCCCGUGCUAGCUGGUUUGCGCACUUUGAUUCCUGGCUUGGAGUGAUUUGCAGCCUUGAGAAAAUUAAGGCUUCUCGUUACCAGAUUUCCAUUGACGUACAGAAUGUAAAACAGUCAGAAGCCUGCUUCGCCGAUCUCCCGCAACACUGCACUGAAGAACUCACUCAAGUCUAUGGAGUUGUUGAGUCCAGACUUACCAGUGUAUCUGAAUACGUGAACAAGUGGUUGCAAUUCCAGUCGCUCUGGGAUUUGCAGUCUGACCAAGUAUACGAGAUUCUGGGUGACGACCUGGCUCAAUGGCUUCAGCUUCUCCAAGAAAUCAGAAAGAGUCGCGCGACCUUCGAUACUUCCGAAGUCAGCCAAUCUUUCGGCAACAUUCGAAUUGACUACGAGCAAGUCCAGACCAAGGUGAAUGCCAAGUAUGACCAGUGGCAGCACGAAAUUCUGCACAAGUUCGGCGCCAAACUCGGUGGCCGAAUGAGAGAGGUUCAUUCAGAAAUUGCUUCCGCCCGAAGAGAUCUCGAGGGUCAAACUUUGGAGGCCUCUUCGACAGCCCACGCUGUUUCAUUCAUUACUAUUGUACAGCAGUGCAAGCGAAAGACUCGUAUCUGGGAGCCAGAAGUUGAUAUGUUCCGCCAAGGUCAAACUACUCUUUCCCGCCAGAGAUACCAAUUCCCAGCCGACUGGCUUCACGUUGAAAAUCUUGAUGGAGAAUGGACUGCGCUGAAUGAGCUACUUGAUAGAAAGAGCAAGCUUGUUCACGAUCAAACAGAAGCUCUCCGCGCCAAGAUCACCGCUGAGGAUCGUAUCAUCAACGACAAGAUCGCGGAGGUCAUUGCUCAAUGGAAUGAAGAAAAGCCGGUCUCUGGUACUAUUCCUCCCGAUGGAGCGUCUCGUACAUUGAGCUCAUUCCAGUCGCGCCUUGAGUCCCUUCAAUCCGAAUAUGAGAUGGUUUCCAAGGCUAAGGAGGCCCUUGAUCUUCCUGCAAGCACUGAAUCAGCACUGCCUCCAAUUCUCGAAGAAGUUCAGGACUUUAUGUCUGUGUGGGCAGCUUUGUCUACUAUCUGGAAGAGCCUGAAUGAUCUUCGGGAUGGCCUAUGGACUAGCAUCCAACCACGGAAGCUCCGUCAGUCUCUCGAUGGGCUGAUCAAGAUGACAAAGGAGAUGCCUAGCCGAAUGAGACAGUAUGCGGCUUUUGAACACAUCCAGAACGUUCUUCGACAGCUCCUAAAGGUUAAUUCGUUACUUUCUGAUAUGAAAUCCGAGGCUGUUAAAGAACGCCAUUGGCAAAAGAUCUACAAGGCUUUGAAGCCUGGAAAGCGCUUCUCUCUCGUCUCGCUGACUUUGGGUGAUGUCUGGGAUCUGCAGCUGGCUACGAGUGAGACCAUCAUUCGAAAUGUCAUUGCUCAAGCUCAGGGCGAGAUGGCCUUAGAGGAAUUCUUGAAGUCUGUUCGCGAGACCUGGCAGAACUACUCCCUCGACUUGGUGAACUACCAGAACAAGUGCCGUCUUAUUCGUGGAUUUGAUGAUCUAUUUGCCAAGUGCAGUGAGAACUUGAACUCCCUCCAGGCCAUGAGGCACUCACCCUACUACAAAGAAUUUGAGGAGGAGGCCACCUCAUGGGAGGACAAGCUGAAUCGUGUUCACGUUCUGUUCGAUGUAUGGAUUGAUGUCCAGCGGCAAUGGGUGUACCUUGAGGGAGUCUUCACUGGUAAUGCCGAUAUCAAGCAUCUCCUUCCUCUUGAAUCCAGUCGCUUCCAAAACAUCAACUCAGAGUUCUUUGCUGUUAUGAAGAAGGUCUACAAGUCGCCCUUUGUUUUGGAUGUUCUUGCCAUUACUGGUGUCCAAAAAUCCUUGGAAAGACUGGCUGAGUUGCUCAACAAGAUCCAAAAAGCACUCGGUGAAUAUCUCGAGCGGGAGCGUGUAUCUUUCCCUCGUUUCUACUUCGUUGGAGACGAGGAUUUGCUUGAGAUUAUUGGUAACAGUGAUGAUGUUCUUCGUGUUGCCAAGCAUUUCAAGAAGAUGUUUGCUGGACUAUCAGGCCUCUUGAUGGACGAUGAAAACAAUAUUAUCGGAUUCUCAUCGAAGGAGGGUGAAGAAGUUCGCCUGAAACGGGAGGUCAAUCUCGUCAAGACACCUCGAAUUAACGACUGGCUCUCCGCUCUAGAGAACAACAUGAAGUUGACCCUUGCAGAGCUUCUGGGCGAGGCUGUUGAACAAUUCGAGACCAUCUACAGCGCUACGGAGGUGGAUCAAACAGCUUUCAAUGAUUUCCUGGCCAAUUACCCUGCUCAGGUAGUUGUUCUUGCAAGUCAAGUUGUGUGGACCAAUGUAGUACAGAAGUCCCUGGAGGAAGGUGGCUCUAACCUCCAGGCCCUGUUUGAAUCCGAGGUCAGGAUUCUCGAGCUCUUGGCCGCCACUGUGCUUGGCGAACUGGAUCCUAUUACACGUAAGAAAUGUGAACAUUUGAUUACUGAGUUUGUCCAUCAACGUGAUGCCAUUACCAAGCUUAUCAGCUUCAAUGCCAACACUCCCACACAUCAUCUCUGGCAGCUCCAGAUGCGCUUUGUCUACCAACCAGAAGGUGAUUUCUUGCAGCGACUUUAUGUUCAUGUGGCCAACGCCAAGCUCAGCUAUGGAUUCGAGUAUUUGGGUGUCCCAGAGCGUCUUGUUCGCACCCCUCUCACAGAUCGUUGUUUCCUCACCCUUACCCAGGCCCUGCAGCAGAGACUGGGUGGUUCUCCGUACGGUCCAGCCGGUACCGGUAAAACCGAGUCAGUCAAAGCUCUUGGUCUUCAGCUUGGACGUUUCACCCUUGUCUUCUGCUGUGACGACACAUUUGAUUUCCAAGCUAUGGGCCGUAUUUUCCUUGGUAUUUGCCAGGUCGGAGCAUGGGGUUGCUUUGACGAGUUCAACCGUCUUGAGGAAAGAAUUCUAUCCGCUGUUUCCCAGCAGAUCCAAAACAUCCAGAUUGGUCUGCGUAAGGGAGAAGAGGAUAGCCAGUCACAGAUCGAGCUCGUUGGACGACGCCUUGCAGUCCACUCUAAUACGGGUAUUUUCAUAACCAUGAACCCCGGUUAUGCAGGACGAUCGAACCUUCCAGAUAACUUGAAGAAGCUGUUCCGCAGUGUUGCCAUGUCCAAGCCCGAUAAGGAACUUAUUGCGGAAGUUAUGCUCUACUCCCAGGGUUUCAAACAAGCUAAGCCUUUGUCCAAACAAACUGUGCCGUUCUUCGACCACUGUGCAUCUCAGCUCUCCAAGCAAGCACACUACGACUUCGGUCUUCGUGCAUUGAAGAGUGUGCUAGUCAGCUCUGGUGGCCUCAAGCGUGCUCGUCUCGCCAUUACCGAUGGCGAUCUUGGCCCCGAUUCCGUCAUUGAGCCCCAGAUUAUCGUUCAGAGCUUGCGUGAAACCAUUGCUCCCAAGCUUGUGCAGGAGGACGUUGAUCGUAUGCUAACCAUCCAAAUGCAAGACUUCCCUGGUGUGGAAUAUGUGCCUGCCAACUAUGAAAAACUUACCCAGGCAAUUCGUGAUAUUGCUCGCGAACAGCACUUUGUGGACAGUGAGAUGUGGAUAAGCAAGAUUCUGCAACUUUACCAGAUUCAAAGCAUUCACCACGGUGUAAUGAUGGUUGGAGAGUCAGGAGCUGGUAAAUCAGCCGCUUGGAAGAUUCUCUUGCAAGCUAUGCAGCGUAUCGAAGGUGUUGAAGGUGUAUCUCAUAUCAUCGACUCUAAAGUCAUGUCCAAGGAAGCACUCUAUGGUAACCUUGACAAUACCACCAGAGAAUGGACUGACGGUCUCUUCACUGGUAUUCUUCGAAAGAUUGUCGACAAUCUUCGAGGAGAGGACAGCAAACGUCACUGGAUCGUGUUCGACGGUGAUGUUGAUCCUGAGUGGGUUGAGAAUUUGAACAGUGUUUUGGAUGACAACAAGCUUCUUACUCUACCCAAUGGAGAACGUCUCAAUUUACCCUCCAAUGUGCGUAUCAUGUUCGAAGUUGAGACUCUUAAAUAUGCCACUCUAGCCACUGUUAGUCGUUGUGGUAUGGUGUGGUUCAAUGCCGAUACUGUUACUCCAUCAAUGAUGAUCAACAACUAUGUUGAAGGCCUGAAAACCAAGGUCUUUGAAGAUUUGGACGAUGACAGCGCCCCAGCUGGUACAACUGCUGUUAAGGCCCUGGAUACCCAGGACACCCUUUCGACCAUUCUCAAGCAGCUGUUGGAAACUGAUGAUUUGGUUCUCAAGGCUCUUGUGGAAGCAAAGGACAAGCAAUAUAAUCAUAUUAUGGAGUUUACCGAUAUUCGCGCUCUCAACACGCUCUUCAGUCUGUUGAAUAAGGCCUGCCGCAAUGUCCUGGAGUACAACAUCCAGCAUGUCGACUUCCCGCUAGAUCCUGAGCAAAUCGAGCUGUACAUCUCGAAGAAGCUCUUGCUAACAUUGGUCUGGUCGUUCACCGGCGACUGUCCACUUCUCGACCGCAAGGCAUUUGGUCAGUAUGUCGCUGGAAUGUCGACCAUGGAUCUUCCCCCUGAUGGCAACUCGUCCCUCAUUGACUUUGAUGUCACCCUUCCGAAAUCUGAGUGGUCCAGCUGGCAGUCGCAAGUACCUACAAUUGACGUCAACACACACUCGAUUACCCAAACUGAUGUUAUUAUCCCGACUGUGGAUACAAUCCGACAUGAAGAUGUGUUGUACUCCUGGCUGGCUGAACACAAGCCACUACUUCUCUGCGGUCCUCCUGGCUCAGGUAAAACGAUGACACUCUUCGCCGCCCUGAGAAAGCUGCCCAACAUGGAGGUUGUUGGCCUCAACUUUUCUAGCGCUACCACCCCUGAUCUUUUGAUAAAGACCUUUGAGCAAUAUUGCGAGUAUAAAAAGACACUCAAUGGCGUGGUCAUGUCACCCAACCAAAUUGGUCGCUGGCUGGUUCUCUUCUGCGAUGAAAUCAACUUGCCUGCACCCGAUCGCUACGGUACUCAGCGAGCCAUUUCUUUCUUACGCCAGCUUAUCGAACAGAACGGCUUCUGGCGUACCUCUGACAAGACUUGGGUUACUUUGGAUCGUAUUCAAUUUGUUGGUGCUUGUAACCCUCCGACCGACGCUGGCCGUACACCCAUGGGCGAGAGAUUUUUGCGCCACGCUCCGCUGAUCAUGGUCGAUUAUCCCGGUGAAAUUUCACUCAAUCAGAUCUACGGCACGUUCAACUCAGCAAUUCUCAAGAUUCUGCCCUUGCUUCGUGGUUACUCCGAGGCCCUCACCAAGGCCAUGGUCCAAUUCUAUCUCGAGUCGCAGUCAAGAUUCACUCCUAAGAUCCAACCACACUACGUUUACUCACCUCGUGAACUUACUCGCUGGGUACGUGGUGUCUACGAGGCCAUCAAGCCGCUCGAGACCCUGACAGUAGAGGGGCUUGUGCGUAUCUGGGCGCACGAGGCUUUACGUCUUUUCCAAGAUCGAUUGGUUGGUGAAGACGAGAGAGCUUGGACGGCUGAUGCUGUUCGCCGUAUCGCAUUGGACAACUUCCCUACAAUCAACGAUGAAGAGGCAUUGAAGGGCCCGAUCCUGUUCUCAAACUGGCUGUCUAAGAACUACGUGCCAGUUGAGCGGGAUCGCCUCCGCGACUUUGUCAAGGCCCGUCUCAAGACCUUUUGCGAGGAAGAAGUCGAUGUGCCUUUGGUCUUGUUCAAUGACGUUCUGGAGCAUGCACUACGCAUUGACAGAGUUUUCCGCCAACCCCAGGGUCAUUUGAUUCUGAUCGGUGUGAGUGGAAGUGGAAAGACCACACUCUCACGCUUUGUGGCCUGGAUGAAUGGCCUAAAGGUAUUCCAAAUCAAGGUCCACGGCAAGUACUCAUCUGAAGAUUUCGAUGACGACUUGAGAAGUGUGCUUCGCCGAGCUGGAUGCAAGGGUGAGAAGAUUUGCUUCAUCAUGGACGAAGCCAACGUCCUUGACUCCGGUUUCUUGGAGCGCAUGAAUACCCUGCUUGCUAACGCUGAGGUUCCGGGUCUGUUUGAGGGUGAUGAAUUCUCAUCCCUGAUGACUGCUUGUAAAGAGGGUGCCCAGCGCCAAGGCCUACUUCUAGACUCCCAGGAAGAGCUCUACAAAUGGUUCACGCAACAAAUCGUGAAGAAUCUCCACGUCGUGUUUACCAUGAACCCGCCAGAGGGCGGCCUGGGUUCCAGAGCCGCCACCAGUCCUGCUCUGUUUAAUCGUUGCGUGCUAAACUGGAUGGGUGAUUGGUCUGAUCAAGCUCUGUUCCAGGUCGGCUCUGAGUUGACUCUGUCAGUUGACUUGGACAAGCCCAACUUCACCUCCCCCGACAGCAUUCCAGUCGCCUAUCGCGAGCUGAGUCUCCCUGCGUCAUACAGAGACACUGUCAUGAACUCCAUGGUGUACAUCCAUCACUCUUUACACCAUUUCAAUCAACGCUUGCGCAAACAACAGGGCCGUACAACAUCCUUGACUCCUCGCCACUACCUUGAUUUCGUUGCCCAAUAUGUCAAAUUGUUUAACGAGAAGCGUGAGGAUCUCGAGGAGCAACAGCGACACUUGAACGUUGGUCUCGAGAAGCUCCGCGAUACAGUGGAAAAGGUCAGCGACUUGCGGGCUAGUCUAGCUCAAAAGAAAACACAACUCGAGAAGAAAGAUGCAGAGGCAAAUGAGAAGUUGCAGCGUAUGGUUGCUGAUCAGCAAGAGGCCGAACAGCGGAAGCAAGUUUCGUUGGAAGUGCAAGCGGCUUUGACUGUACAGAAUAAGGAAGUUGCAGAACGUAGGGAGGUCGUGUUGCAUGAUUUGGCUCGCGCCGAACCUGCCGUGGCAGAGGCCCAGAAGAGUGUCAGUAACAUUAAGCGUCAACACCUUACUGAAGUCCGAUCUAUGGGUAAUCCCCCUGCUGGUGUCCGACUAGCCCUGGAGGCUGUAUGCACUCUUCUUGGCCACAAGGUCGACAGUUGGAAGACUAUUCAGGGUCUAGUGCGCAGGGAUGAUUUCAUCGCUAGUAUCGUCAACUACGACAACGAGCGCCAGAUGACUCGUAACAUGCGAGUUAAGAUGCAAAACGAGUUCCUGUCCAAGGAGGACUUCACCUACGAGCGAGUGAGCCGUGCCAGUAAGGCAUGUGGUCCACUGGUGCAGUGGGUUGAAGCCCAAGUUAACUACUCUGAGAUUUUGGAUCGUGUGGGACCUCUUCGCGAGGAGGUUGACCAGCUCGAGGAGCGAGCUCUGCAAACCAAGGCUGAGGCCCAGGCUAUCGAAGAAACUAUCCAGAACCUGGAAAGCAGUAUUGCAACAUACAAGGCUGAAUACGCUUCCCUCAUCAGUGAAACUCAGGCAAUCAAGACAGAGAUGUCACGGGUUCAAUUUAAGGUCGACCGCAGUGUACGUCUGCUCGACAGCCUGUCAUCAGAGCGUGAGCGUUGGGAAGAGGGCAGUAAGUCGUUUGAGACUCAAAUCAGCACUCUUGUUGGUGAUGUUCUCAUCGCGGCUGCAUUCCUUGCCUAUGCGGGUCUCUACGAUCAACAAUUCCGUAAGGCUAUGAUUGAAGAUUGGGUCCACCAGCUGGGUCAGUCUGGCAUCAACUUCAAACCACACAACCCGAUCACUGAGUACUUGUCCAAUGCCGACGAGCGUCUAACAUGGCAAGAGCACUCGCUCCCUGUCGAUGAUCUUUGCACGGAGAAUGCUAUCAUUCUGAAGCGAUUCAACAGAUAUCCCCUCAUUGUGGAUCCCUCUGGUCGUGCAACCGAGUUCCUUCAGAAAGAAAGCAAAGACCGAAAACUUACCGUUACGAGCUUCUUGGACGACUCUUUUGUCAAGCAAUUGGAGAGUGCGCUGCGUUUCGGAAAUCCCAUUCUUAUCCAGGAUGCAGAGCACUUGGAUCCUAUCCUAAACCAUGUUCUCAACAAAGAAUAUCAAAAGACGGGUGGUCGUGUUCUUAUUCAACUUGGCAAACAAGAGAUCGAUUUCUCUCCUUCCUUCCGGCUGUACCUGUCGACCAGAGAUCCGUCUGCCUCCUUCGCACCCGAUGUUUGCAGUCGUACAACCUUUGUGAACUUUACAGUCACUCAAAGCAGUUUGCAAACCCAAUCUUUGAAUGAUGUUCUGAAGUUUGAGCGCCCAGAUGUUGAUGAACGCCGCAAUAAUUUGGUUAAGAUGCAAGGAGAGUUCAAGGUUCAUCUUCGGAAACUCGAGAAGCGCCUAUUGCAGGCACUUAAUGAGUCUCGUGGUAACAUUCUCGACGAUGACAAUGUCAUUGAAACUCUAGAAACUCUCAAGAAAGAGGCCGCUGAGAUAUCCAAGAAGAUGUCUGAGACUGAAGGUGUCAUGUCUGAGGUGGAGAAUAUCACCAAUCAGUACAGUGUCAUUGCUCGAGCAUGCAGUGCUGUCUUUGCUGUUUUAGAGCAACUUCACCACAUCAAUCAUUUCUAUCAGUUCUCCCUCCAGUACUUUGUUGACAUCUUCAACAGCGUUCUUUACCAGAACAAGCGCCUUGCACAGGAGAAGGAGCACUCUGCACGUGUUCAGAUCAUUAUUCAAGACCUGUUCAUAAUCACCUUCCAGAGGACCUCUCUCGGUCUCGUGCAGAAGGACCGCAUGACAUUGGCAAUUCUUCUUGCCCAGGCAACUCCCUUCCCGAUGGACAGAGGUAUUAUCGACCGUAUCCUGGACGAAACCAUCGAAGAUACGGAUCUAUCGACCACGAUAGAUCGUCAAGAGGAAGUGAUGAGCAAGUUGCUCAACAUGUCUAUCUUCAAAGAGUACAUCCCCAAUAUUCCCCAAGAACAAUGGGACCGAUUCUUCAGCGAGGAGCUUGCGGAGAAUGUCGUGCCCGUUGUCUGGGACGAGAACACCUCUAAAUUCGACCAGCUACUUCGCUCGGUACUCCUUGUCAGGAUCUGUCGUAUGGACCGAUGCGUGCCCAUCAGCGAGCGCUUCAUCGAGGCUGUGUUUGGGCGCGAGCUCUUUGAUGGCAGCAGUGAUCUGAAAGACGUUGUUGAGCAGGUCACAGCCACUACACCUAUUUCUCUCAGCUCAAGCCCUGGUUUCGAUGCUAGUUACAAGGUUGAUGCACUCGUUGAGCGUAUGCAUGCAACCUGUGCCAACAUUGCCAUGGGUUCAAAUGAAGGUCUGGAGAGUGCUGACAAGGCCAUCAGCAACGCCGCAGCUGCGGGUAACUGGGUUCUUGUCAAGAACGUCCACCUGGCGCCUUCGUGGCUUCAAAGCCUGGAGAAGAGACUGGAUUCGCUCAAACCUCACAAAGAGUUCCGCCUCUUCCUUUCUAUGGAAUCUAGCCCGAAGAUCCCUGUUAAUCUGAUUCGUGCCUCGCGCGUUUUGAUGUUCGAACAGCCUGCCGGUGUUCGCGCCAAUAUGAAGGACUCUCUGUCUUCUCUGACUACCCGUGCCAGCAAGGCUCCUGUCGAAAAGGCUCGUGUCUACCUACUCCUCUGCUUCUUCCAUGCAGUUGUUCAAGAACGACUGCGCUAUGCACCAAGCCUAGGAUGGAAGGGAUUCUGGGAAUUCAACGACAGUGACUACGAGUGCUCAGCUUUCAUUAUCGAUCACUGGGUCGACACCGUCGCCCAGGGUCGUUCCAAUGUUGCUCCUCAGAAGCUUCCUUGGGAGAUCAUCCGCACGCUUAUCACAGAGAUGUACGGUGGCAAAAUUGAUGAUGCCCAUGACUUCCAGCAACUGGAGGGCCUGGUGGACAAGUUCCUCACACCUGCUGCCUUCGAGGAUGACUACAAGCUCGUCUCGGGCGUUGAGAAUGACGAGCUUCUUACUCUGCCUAGCGGUACUAGCAUUCGCGACUUUAUCGCCUGGGUCAACAACUUGCCUGAACGCGAGCCUCCCACCUACCUUGGCUUGCCUGCCAAUGCUGAAAAGCUGCUCCUGGUCAACCACGGCCGCAAGAUGAUCUCUGACCUGUCUCGUGUCACUACACUCCUCGAUGAGGGGGAGCAGUUGAUGGUUGACAGUUAG
Messenger RNA from Penicillium taxi, 13029 nucleotides. RefSeq lists its product as uncharacterized. Gene Ontology annotation, molecular function: dynein intermediate chain binding; dynein light intermediate chain binding; ATP binding. Gene Ontology annotation, biological process: microtubule-based movement. Lineage: Eukaryota; Fungi; Ascomycota; Eurotiomycetes; Eurotiales; Aspergillaceae. Bases 1 to 13029 code for a protein of 4342 amino acids. The record is from RefSeq and is a predicted model, not a curated record. The transcript is spliced from 3 exons. Gene Ontology annotation, cellular component: dynein complex.